Molecule: messenger RNA, 1749 nt
Organism: Polyodon spathula (Mississippi paddlefish)
Lineage: Eukaryota; Metazoa; Chordata; Actinopteri; Acipenseriformes; Polyodontidae
Product: phospholipase A and acyltransferase 3-like
Exons: 5
Coding region: 725-1258 (177 amino acids)
Biological process (GO): N-acylphosphatidylethanolamine metabolic process
Cellular component (GO): cytoplasm
Molecular function (GO): A2-type glycerophospholipase activity; glycerophospholipid phospholipase A1 activity
Source: RefSeq, a predicted model, not a curated record
CUCCAUUUCUUGGCACACGCGUUGGUUGCGCAGUACCCGUGUGUGAUUGUCCGGAGGCAGAGUGAGUUUUGUCGGCGCAAUGUCUUCGGUACCAGCGAGUUUCUCCCAUCUCCUGGUUCUAUCCUCAAUCGCCGACACAGUUCGACCCGUCCUGCUCUGUAUUCUGCAGAUCCCCUUCGGUCGUUGCAUGUAGAAUUAACAACUUUGUAAAACUGUUUGCAUGUGAACCGAGUUCGAAGUCGCCAAAACUAUAUAUUAAUAUAAACAAUUUGCUUAAAAAAAAAAGCAUCCUGCGUUUUGAAAUUAAUUGCGUGUGAAGUGUGUUGGUCAGGAAUAUUAAAUUAAACCGUCUCCCGUUUUUGUUUCCCCAGAUUUCCAGUCCCGGCGGAUUUGAUUUCAUCCACACGGCAGAUCAAAACUGCAGAAGCAACGCUAUUAUUGUGACUUGUAUAUGAACACGAUGGAAGGGAGGGGAUGCCCAGAGGAAUUAAACCUCCGGCGAGGUGGCUGUGUGAUCCACUCCCACACCAAGCUGGAAAAUGCAUUCUAGGGCUUUGCAAACUGCGUGGAGGCGCUGGGGUUUGAUCGAGGGGACUGGCGAGGCGCGACCCGAAAGCGCAUGCAAACACGUGGCGCUGACCCCCGGCGCGCAGAGGAAAAGUCGCUUUGACACUAGGACGCAAAGCCGGAAGGAGACGGAUCCCUGAAGCCAACGCGAAGGAAGAUGGCACCAAUACUCUGGAAAGACGAUGACGAGCCGGAGCCAGGAGACCUGAUCGAGAUUUUCAGGACAGGUUAUAAACACUGGGCGCUCUACGUGGGCAGAGGAUACAUCGUCCACGUAGCCCCUCCCUGCGAACUGGCUCAGCCCAGUGCUUCCAGUUUAAUGUCGGUGGUUUGCGAAAAUGCUGUGAUCAGGAAGGACCUCCUGUGGGAGGUGGCGGGGGGGGACCACUACCGCGUCAACAACAAACUGGACAGCAAAUACCGCCCGCUGCCCGUCAACAAGAUCGUGCGGGAGGCAGAGCGGCAGGUGGGCAGGGAAGUGCCCUACAGCCUGGCAACCAGGAACUGCGAGCACUUCGUCACAGACCUGCGAUACGGCUGCCCAGAGUCCCAGCAGGGCUCCUCUGCUCUGUCUCUGCAGGUGAGGGAGGCGGUUGGGGCCGGCGUGGCGGCAGCAGCGGUGAUCAUCGGAGUGCUGUCCGUCAUCGGAUACAUCACAUCCCGGAAUCGGCAAGACAGGAACAAGCAGUGACUCCCCCCAUCCCCCAAAACCCAGCCCCCAGCUUUACAAUGCUUCCCUAUGCUUUCCCAGACCAUAGCUUCAAUAAAUAAAGAAUUCUAAUCAGUUCGAGUCUGAAAUACUUUAUUGAUAUUAUUGCACAGAUUAUAUACAGCAAGAUACCUCCGCGGGGGGAGGGCAGGACACGUGAUGGAUCUGCCAGAGCAGUGAAUGUUCCCUCUCUCUCCAUCCUCUGACACACCAGGGACACCACACUGAGGUCCUUCCCCACUUCAGAAGAGAGAUUUCAAAUCGAGGGAAGCUGCAGGAAAUCCUCGCGUUCCGAUUCCCUAGAUGAGCCGUCCCGUUCAAACAAUACAAAAAAAUUCAAAAUAAAUAAAUCAGACUAACGCAAUUCACCUGAACGUUUAAAAACCACUACCCAGGAUCAGGAAAAAAAUAUCUAUAUAAUCACAGCAGCGAGGGUCGGAUUUGUCAAUUACAUUUUUUUUUUUAAAACAAAU